Knipowitschia caucasica is the source of this 426-nucleotide messenger RNA. Lineage: Eukaryota; Metazoa; Chordata; Actinopteri; Gobiiformes; Gobiidae. The record is from the annotation of a GenBank genome assembly.
AUGGAGGUGACAGUUCACACUCUGGCCGAGGCAUUUCACCUGCCUCAGCAAGAGGCAAUUGAAAAAUUCAUAAAGGGGCCAAAGUAUGAACCAUGUGAGUUUAAAAUGAUUGCAAAUGAUCUGGGUGCUGUGGCGAGGGCGGGGUCCUUAGGGUGCUGUGGCAGGGCGGGCGGGGUCCUUAGGGCGGGGUGGGGUCCUUUGGGUGCUGUGUGGAGCAGGGUGGGGUCCUUUGGGUGCUGUGGCGAGGGCGGGGUGGGGUCCUUUGGGUGCUGUGGCGAGGGCGGGGUAGGGUCCUUAGGGUGCUGUGUGGAGCAGGGUGGGGUCCUUUGGGUGCUGUGGCGAGGGCGGGGUAGGGUCCUUAGGGUGCUGUGUGGAGCAGGGUGGGGUCCUUUGGGUGCUGUGGCGAGGGCGGGGUGGGGUCCUUAG